Pectinophora gossypiella (pink bollworm) is the source of this 3967-nucleotide messenger RNA. RefSeq lists its product as uncharacterized. The record is from RefSeq and is a predicted model, not a curated record. The transcript has 5 exons. Lineage: Eukaryota; Metazoa; Arthropoda; Insecta; Lepidoptera; Gelechiidae. The coding region runs from base 163 to 654 and encodes 163 amino acids.
ACAAGCCCGCGCAUCCAAAAUACGAAUUGAGAGUACCAGUGGCCGGCACAAACAUUCGGCAAGCCAGUUUGUCGGCAGUCGCGCAGCGAACUAUACGCUCUCUCCGCGCCAACGUGCUUUGCCUGUUCCACAUUCAAAAAAGAAAAACAAAAAUCUUCCAAAAUGCCGUCUCUGGUGUUCGACAACUGCUGCUGCUGCAUUGAGCUGAGAACUGGAUGUCUCAUCAUCGGGUAUCUUAACCUGGUUGGUGACAUAAUCUUGACCAUUCUGGCCAUCCUCGGGUUGGUUGCGGGUGGUGUGGUGGCCGCCAACGGCGAAGACCAGUCAGACAAGGAUGGCGGUGUCAUGAUCAUGGUUAUCUCUGUGAUAUUCCUGCUGAUCUUGCUGUUCUUCUUGGCUUUCACGAUUGUGCUGCUCGUCGGUCUCCACAAGAACAAGCGCGGCCACGUGAAGGCUUACUUGAUUGUGUCGGUAAUCUGCCUGGUCCUCUCCAUCAUUAUGUUCCUCGCGAGCUUCGCUGGCACCGUCACCGCAUCCGACAUCGUCAGCAAGCUGAUCUCCUUUGCGCUGAGCAUCUACUUCAUCUUGGUGAUUAGAAGCUACUACUACAAGAUGGACGAUAACAAGAGACCCGCCAUCUACAACGCCGCUUAAACAUGGUGGACUUGCGAACAACAAGUUUCAUUUACCUAUUGUUUACGUCAGUGUUGAGAUAAAAUAGUUCUUAGGUUAAGCUUAGGUCAAUGUCAGGCCUCUUGUAUGUUAUCGCUGUUCUUUCUGAACUUAUAAUUAAUCAGGGUUUUUACAUUUAAAUAAUGAAGUCUGGCUUAUACUUUGAUUUGUUAAAUAGUCACUGAAUUGUAAAAUACAAAACAUUUUGUAGUUAACGAAAUUGAACUUAAAGUUGAAAUUACUGAUAUUAAUGAUGCAAGUGAAUGUGCUGCUUUAGGAGUCUAAUUGUAAACUAGUCUUAACUUCUCAUCUGCCGAGAUACCAGACACAAUAAAUUUUACAUUGUGUCUGAUCGAGAUCUGCGUUCCGGCAUUCGAAAAGUUAAGAAUUAGUGCACUUAUAAUUUCUUAUUUAUCAGCGUCUAAAUAUAUCCCGAUGAAUAUAGUAUUGAUCUCGCCAAGAAUGAGACAUCUGAAUAAAUAUUUUUAAAGCGCAUUGUGGCAGGAAAUUCAAUUCUUGUUUUAAUAAUGGUCGGUUUAAUGAUAUUCAUUCCUUUGGACGGAAGUCCACUUGAAGGUGAUUUGGAAAACUAUCACAUGGAUAAUAACAUGUUGGGAACGGGGGGAUUAUGGGGGGGGGGGGAUAUUUCGAUGUGGCCUUUUCAACCCCCCUGAUUUGUUCAUGACGUUGAAUGUAAAAAUCUUGAAUAAUGACGAUAGUCCACCGUAAGUCGUUACAAAAUUUUUGACAAUGCAUUUUUUUCUUUUUAUACAUGUUCUUAUAUUCUAAUAUUAAAAACUUUAAUUAAGAAACCAUUUUUGAAAAUUUAAAUCUUAUAAUCUAGUUAAGGAUUUGUACAAUGUUUAAUGAAAACCUCACUGUUGAUUUUAUAAUGUUUUUAAGACAAAAGUUUAUCGUAAUCGGUUUGAAAUUAUGAAAAUAUUCAAAUAUUCCUACAAGAAAAAUUGUCAAUAUAAAAGAUAUUUUGAUAUGUUUUAUAGGUUUAAGUGCUUAUGAUAUUCGUGUAGGUAUCUAUAUGAAAAGUAAUUCGAUGUGAAAUAUUGUAGCACAUGUUAGUUUAGGCUUAAGUUUGAUUUUACGCUUUUCUCUAAUAAAACGAUGAAUUUUCGAUUUUUUUAUGCUAAUGGAAAGUUUCUUUAUUCUUAACAAAAUGUAAUUUUGAAUUUUGAAAUGAGUAGUGGGUUUGAAAUAAAAAGUAGCGGUUAGUCUAAGGUCAAACUAGAAAAAGCCUUGCUUAGAACCAAAAGACUCGAUCAGUAAGAUCCUAGCGGACAGCCGGUCAUACCGGUGACAAACCACUAACAACAAACACUACAGAAUUCUGACACCGAACCCGCCGGCGUGGCCGAUGAUUUCUCUUAUUCAGCACUUAUCGUUAUCAGCCAAGUAGAGUCGAUUAAUUCUUCCAAAUAUAAACUUCUCAUUCGACGCCCAGAGCUGAAGUACGCGCCCAACUAGGCACCCUCAGGCCUGUUGUCUUAAAUUUUAUACCGGCCCUUAGAGCUCCCUAUGAGUCCGGCCAAAUCAGGCGCCCGGCUUAGUGCAUCGUUUGAAGUGUAACUGUAGUGUUUAAGUGCGUCUGUUGUUUUGGCUCUAAGCAAUGAGCAACGCUAUUUGGAGUAUGGUCUUAGCCUUAAAGAGACUUAGUGACUUGUCCGCCUAUAUCAAAUAUACUUUAUUGCACACAAACAAAACAUACAAACAUUUGCAAAACAUUUAGCUACAUUACUGGGUGGCCUUGCACUGCAGAAAUUUCUUUAAGGCAACCACUACCGUUGGACAUUUUUGUCUAGGAAAAAUACUGCGAAAAACAUGUGUACAUUUUGUUUUUUAUGGCUUAGUCCAGCGGGCUUAGCACCGUAAACACGCGACUCUUUCUCGCCGCGGCAGAGAUCAUCUGUCUCUUUCUGUGCAGUACUGUGAGAGAGUUCUGUGCAGUACGGUGACGUGUGUCAAGGCGAGAAAGAGUCGCGAGUCGUACGCUUACGGUGCUAAGCUCACAGGACUCAGCCAUAAAAAAUAAAUUUGCAUUUGUUUUUCGCAGUAUUUUUCCUAGACAAAAAUACAUAAUGCCCUCACGAGGAUUUAUUAACUUUUGCGAAUCUAUUGACUGUCUUAAGAAACAAUGUGAGUUAGAGAAGAGCUUUUGAUUUGAAGACUGGAGAGUGCCUCAUAUUUAAAAAAAAAGCAGCUGGCGAGAGAAUUCCAGAAUCAGUUAUUAUUUUCGGAAUUUUUGUUUGUGUUAAGAUCUUUUUAGUUGCAUACUUGUCAUACGUAUUGUGACAAGAUUAUUAUAGUAUUUUUUACUCGUCCAGCUGUCUAUUCCCAAAGUGCUAUUGAACAAGUUAUAUAAAUUACGUAUAUACAAUAUUUGGUGCUGGUUCCUGUAAACACCAUCUAAUUUUAUUUUAAGUUAUACCUGUCAUUUUCUUAUUCGCCGAAAAGGAAAGUGACGGAUCGACGGUCAUUAAAUUUAUGGAACACAAGUCAAUUUUAAAAACCCUCCCAAAUUUAUAUAUUGGCCAAUAACCCGACAGAAUUUGCUUGAAACGGGCUGCAUAACAGCGAGAUGCCUAUAUAAUUCGCCCGAGUUAUUCAUUCAUUAUAAAAUUAACAGUUCUCAAUCUCCCGUCUUUUUUCUUUGUAGUGGAUAGGAAAAUGACGGGUAUAACUUAAAAUAAAAUUAGGUGGUGUCUGCUGGAAUCGGAGCUAUUAUAUAUAUAAGUAACUUAACUUAUAUCAAGGACACUACCUCCACUUUUGAGAAGAGUAAUGGUUUCCGUGCCAUUUUAGUUAAGUAUAAUCGUUAUAAUUAUGAUAAUACAUUUUUGCUAAGUUUAAAACUGAUAUUAAGAACUAUUUGUUGCGCCAAGUUUAACAUCACGCCCGUAAUUCCCAAAUAGGGUGGGCAGAGCCACAAGUAAUCAGAAGACUUGCAGACACUUUUGAUCGUUCUAGUGGACAUAACGUCCUCUGUUAGUAAAGCACGACGGUCUAAUAAAGAAGGACGAAAAGCAAGAGGGAAACCACUGCUUAUUUUCCCUAGACAAGUAGCAUGGAGAAUGCUACACCGACAAGAGCGUGGAUAAUUAAAUGAGGGAUGAAUCUUGGAUUUGUUACAAAAACGUAAUUGUAAAGUACAAGACUUAACAUCAGUUUUAAGAAAUUGCUUAUUUUUUGAAAGAACACUUUUGAAAAAAAAAAUGGUUUCUUUUUCUUCUGUUAAACGGUUUAUGUAAUUACUGUUGUGUCAAAUAAAUGAACUAAAAGUACA